This is a messenger RNA of Nerophis lumbriciformis (worm pipefish), 8427 nucleotides long. Its product is annotated as sodium/calcium exchanger 1-like. The record is from RefSeq and is a predicted model, not a curated record. Lineage: Eukaryota; Metazoa; Chordata; Actinopteri; Syngnathiformes; Syngnathidae. Gene Ontology annotation, molecular function: calcium:sodium antiporter activity. Gene Ontology annotation, biological process: cell communication; calcium ion import across plasma membrane; sodium ion transmembrane transport. Gene Ontology annotation, cellular component: postsynapse; sarcolemma; axon.
CCUCGUCUUCUCUUUUAGGAGGAGGAGAGGAGGCGCAGCGCAUUGAGCUGCUCAAUGGGCCGCGGAAGGGAGGGAUGAGCACAUGCGGGGAGGAUGAUCCACUGACUGAAUGAACCAACCGAGCUGGGCUAGCUUUGCAAAUACGGUUUGACCCCGCCCUGAGUGGACCUAAGGCGUCUUCCUGCAGAGUCCAGUUGGCAGGCAGGCUGCACCACCAGAACUGGAUCCAGCAGCCAUGUCGAAGUCUCCUUCCUAUCUCAUCCCUUCUUUCCCCUUCCUUUUCUUUGCCUCCUUUGUUUUCCUCCUAUCCUGCUCUGGAUCCGUCCAAGCACACUCACCUCAGAACUGCUCAGCCGGGGGUGACCCAUGUCAAGAUGGCGUGCUGCUGCCUGUGUGGAACCCCCAGAACCCUUCGGUGGGCGACAAAGUGGCACGGGCCAUUGUUUACUUCGUUGCGCUCGUCUAUAUGUUCCUGGGAAUGAGCAUAAUAGCAGACAGAUUCAUGUCCUCCAUAGAGGUCAUAACAUCCCAGGAGAAAGAGAUAACCAUAAAGAGGCCCAAUGGCGAGACUACCACCACCACUGUAAGGAUCUGGAAUGAGACAGUCUCCAAUCUGACCCUCAUGGCGCUGGGCUCGAGUGCACCUGAGAUUCUGCUGUCCGUCAUUGAGGUGUGCGGUCACGGCUUCACAGCGGGAUCUCUGGGCCCGAGCACCAUCGUGGGCAGCGCCGCCUUCAACAUGUUUGUCAUUAUCGCGCUGUGCGUCUACGUGGUGCCUGAUGGCGAGACGCGCAAGAUUAAACACCUGCGGGUGUUUUUCGUCACGGCCGCCUGGAGCAUCUUUGCGUAUAUUUGGCUGUACCUCAUUCUCAGCGUCUUCUCUCCUGGCGAGGUGGAGCUGUGGGAGGCGGUGCUGACCUUCCUGUUCUUCCCCCUGUGCGUGGUCCAAGCCUGGGUGGCCGACCGCCGCCUCCUCUUCUACAAGUAUGCCCGCAAGCGUUACCGCGCCGACAAGCACCGAGGUGUCAUCAUUGAGACGGAAGGGGGACCGGAUGGAGGCGUGAGCGGGGUGCUGGGCCCGGGCGGCUUCACCAAGAUGGACAUGCUGGAGCUGGAUGGCCAGAUGGCGCUCAACUGCAGCGGGAUGGACGGCGGAAUGAUGGAAGAGGGAGGGGCUAAGGAUGAGGAGGACGAGGCUCGGCGGGACAUGGCGAGGACUCUGAAGGACCUCAAACAGCGGCACCCAGAUAAAGACAUGGAACAGCUAAUUGAAAUGGCCAACUAUCAGGUUCUGAUGCAGCAACAGAAGAGCCGAGCGUUCUAUCGUAUCCAAGCAACCAGGAUGAUGAUCGGAGCCGGCAACAUCCUCAAGAAGCAUGCUGCAGACCAGGCUCGCAAGGUGGUGAGCAGCCAUGAGAUUCAAGCCCAAGAGGAUGACCCGCACACGGUCAGGCUGGAGUUCGAGCCCCCUUUGUACCAGUGCUUCGAGAACUGCGGCUCUCUCAAGCUGACUGUCUCCAGACACGGAGGAGAUGCUGGAGUCACCGUCAAGGUGGAUUAUCGCACCGAGGAUGGCACGGCCAACGCCGGCUCAGAUUACGAGUUUGCAGAAGGAACGCUUUUGUUCAAGCCUGGCGAGACUCUCAAAGAGAUCACCGUGGGGGUGAUUGAUGACGACAUAUUUGAGGAGGAUGAGUACUUCUACGUGCAUCUGAGCAAUCCCCGACUGGUGGGCUACCCGGAGAUCAACACCUCCCCUCAGGACGUGAGCUCCACCCCCAAGGCGGUGCUGGGUGACAACCACACUGCCACCGUGACCAUUUAUGACGACGACCAUGCCGGUAUUUUCACCUUUGAGAUGGCGAGUCAGCGAGUGAGCGAGAGCAUGGGUGUGAUGGAGGUGAAGGUGCUGAGGACAUCUGGCGCCCGGGGCCUGGUGGCUGUCCCUUACCGAACGUUGGACGGCACUGCCAGAGAGGGCGAGGACUACGAGCUGGCGGCUGGCAAGCUGGAGUUCCAAAACGACGAGACCAUGAAAAUCAUCGAGGUGAAGAUUAUCGACGACGAGGAGUACGAGAAGAACAAGGCCUUCACCAUUGAGCUGGGCGAGCCCGUGCUCUUGGAGAUCGGACAGAAGCAUGGAGACUCUAACGAGAACAAACCUGUAGUUGGAGCGGAGGAGGAGGAAGUGGCCAAGAUGGGCUGUCCCAGUCUUGGCGAGAACACACACCUGGAAGUCAUCAUCGAGGAGUCUUACGAGUUUAAGAGAGCUGUGGAUGUGCUUAUGGAGCGUAAAAGAAAGAGUACAGUGGACAAGAUGAUCAAGAAGACAAAUCUGGCGUUGGUGGUGGGCAGCAGCAGCUGGAGGGAGCAGUUUGUCAGUGCAGUGACUGUCAGUGCAGGAGACGACGACGACGAGGAGAGCGGCGAGGAGCGCCUCCCGUCGUGCUUCGACUACAUCAUGCACUUCCUCACAGUCUUCUGGAAGGUUCUGUUCGCCUUUGUGCCGCCCACCGAGUACUGGAACGGCUGGGCCUGCUUCUUUGUCUCCAUCUCGCUCAUCGGCGUCCUGACGGCGGUCACCGGGGACCUGGCGUCGCACUUCGGCUGCACGGUGGGACUGAAGGACUCUGUGACAGCUGUGGUGUUUGUGGCGCUGGGCACGUCAGUGCCAGACACAUUCGCCAGCAAGGUGGCAGCCAUCCAGGACCAGUACGCCGACGCCUCCAUCGGCAACGUGACGGGUUCCAACGCCGUCAACGUCUUCCUGGGCAUCGGCGUGGCAUGGACCAUCGCCGCCGUGGCCUGGCGUGCCCGCGGCCGGCCCUUCAUGGUAGACCCGGGCAACCUGGCCUUCUCUGUCACCCUCUUUACCAUCCUGGCGUCGGUGUGCGUGGUGGCGCUGCUGUACCGGCGGCGGCCGGCAGUGGCCGGCGGCGAGCUGGGCGGCCCGCGGACUUGCAAGCUGUUGACGUCGCUGUUCUUUGUGUCGCUGUGGCUCGUCUACAUCCUGCUGGCCUCACUGGAGGCUUACUGCCGUCUUCCGAGCUUCUAGAGAGACGCGGGAAGACUGAAGGAGCUGAUGGAACUGACUGUGCCAAGGUAGUAGAGGAAGAAGAAGAAGAAGUUACAUCCGUGACGUGCGGUGAGGUUCAUGUCUGGUGAGGCACUCAGAUUUACACAUACACCCCUCAGGUGUGGCUGAUAACUGUCAACUUCACCUCAUGACCUUUAUUGUCCGUUCAGCAAGUAUAUCAACAUCACACAUGAAGACAGAACACAGAAAGUAAACAUUACAUUGUUUUAACAGAUUUUGAUCAGGAAAUGCGCAAAUUUCACUAUUUUUACUUCGGAAAAUGUUCAAAAAUGAUUGGGGAUGUGCAUAAAAUCCAUUUAUAACACAGAUCAGUGGACGAAUAUUGUAGUAAUAUAAUAUAUUCAGAUGUAUAUAUAAAUAUAUACAAAUAUAUAUGAUAUUUAUUUAUGUUAUCAGUUAGUUUUGUGUUUUCCAUGAUGAGGCCUCCCCCGACCGCACGUCACUGACUUGCAUGCACCAGCAAGCAACCAAACUUUGAAGUGAAGGUAGAAAAAUUAUAUUAUGAUCCAUCAUUGACAUUUUAACUCCAAAUACAAUUAUGAUUAUUAUUAUUUAUUUUUAAAAGUAAUCCUGCUGAAGGAGCCUUGGAAAGACAUAUGUAACCCCACCCAUCCUAACACCUGACUCCACCCACAUUUAAUUGCUGUUUAAUCGGUGUUGUUGGUGUGCAACUGUCAAGAAAAACACUUUGCUGAACACGAGGACGGUGACGAAGUGAUGUGGGAACAAGACGCGCUACUUUCCUGUGUGCCCUCAGACUCAAAGAGGAGUUGCGGAAAAAGAUGGACGAACAAUCGCAACUAAGAUUCCACUUUUUUUUCAAUGUUUGUUUAAUUUUCACCUCUUUGCUGCGUGGGAUCACCUCGGACCACGAGGCACCGUGGAAAAUAUCCAGGGCGUACUCACACCAGGCCAAUCAUACCGGAUUGCACACGAACGCGGCAUGAAUAAUCAGUGUGAUAAAAAGGGGAUUUAUGGCUCUUGAAAGGAGCCAGACCUUCAGGAACCAUUCUUUUCAAAGAGCUGUUCAAAAAACUGGCUCAUUUCGUGUUUCUAUUUUUUUUCGUCCCUCUUCACAUUGCGCUUCAAAUCGCAGAUUUUUUGUGUAUUUUUUAUGUUUUAUUUUAAAGCAUAUUCUAAAAAAAAUGUUGGUUCAAACUUAAAGAUUUACAAGCAUACAUAGGACUAAAAAUAUCAAUACUUCAGUAGUAUUGGCUACUCGAAGACACCAAACCAAUCAGAUGUUCAGUGUCAGACUCACUGAUUGGCUCAGCCUCAGGCAGCGUGACUAUAUUGGAUUAAAAGAGUUUAAAGAUGAAUAAAUUGUGUUAUUUCACAUCUAGAGGGCUCUCAUCAUGUUGCAAAACAUAUUUACAGUAAAAGAUCGUAAACAGUUAUUUUAUGCUCUAGCUAUGAAACUAUUUGCUUUAUGAUUAAUGAUUCUUACUUCGCCCAGAUUCAUUUAUCCCAGCCAUGUCCAGAACCAAUUACCAAUAAUAAAUUUGUUUAUAUCAAGGAAACAAUCACUGGCAGCAGUUAUAGAUGCGAUCUCCAUCACAAUAAUACAAACUCAACCAAUGUAUACUCUGUUGGUGGAAGUUAUUCUGAAAAAUCUAAUAUUUAAUUUGGGAUAGGUUAAUUGUGUGAAUGUGAGUGUGAAUGCUGUCUGUCUAUCUGUGUUGGCCCUGUGAUGAGGUGGCGACUUGUCCAGGGUGUACCCCGCCUACCGCCCGAAUGCAGCUGGGAUAGGCUCCAGCACCCCUGCGACACCGAGAGGGACAAGCAGUAGCAAAUGGAUGGAUGGGUGAGGUUUAUAUGUUCAUUUUAAACACUCCACAAGGUGGUGCCAUAGCUCAUAUCUCAUUUGCAUUGACAAGUAAAUCACUAUUUAGAAUUUUCAUCUAAAAUACUUUUUGGAUAAUAAUUAUAGAGAUUGAAAAAACACAAACAAACACAUGAUUAAUAAGAAUAAUAAGUCUACAUAUAUAAAACUAGAAUGAAAAUGAGGUGAAGAUAAAAAUGUAAAUGCAAAAAAUGUACUGGCUGACGUGGUGUUUACACCUUAACUACGUAACAAGUCCGCAUCAGAACAACGAACCAGAAAAGUGAAUCAGCAGAAUUAUUCUACGUUUCCUUUGACUCUGACUCAUUUUUGGGUGUGAUACACGCAUGCUUGGGCAAUUUGUUUAUAAAAUGGCUCCUACACCAAAUGGUUCGCAACCGUGAAUCGGUUCUCAUCGCUCACUUCAAAGAGCCAUUCAAAAGAUUGGACUCGUUUGCAAAAGCCACAUCUCUACAGGUGUGAGAGGGAAGGGCAGUUACAGUACGAGUGGUUUGGCGUGAGUACGCUCUUGGUCACAUGACUGUUGCGUAACUUUUGUUUGUACUCCAGGACAACAACAACAAAAGCCACAAGUGUCUGUUUGUACAGAGGGUCUGCUCUCUUUUUGUCAGUACUGUCACUUCGCCCUGUUUCUACUUCCUACUAGCUAACACAAUACGCGCCCAAUCACCAUAUUGACCCGAAUGCAAGACAAGGUGCUUUGCUCCUAGAAAACUGUCGGGUUGUCUUAUAUUCAGGAUCGAGAGGUUUGUACGUGCAUCUUCCAACACUUUGUCUUGUACAUUUUUGUCAUUUCCGCGUGCUUUUUGCUGUCGUUUUAACACCAGUCCGUAUGGCGUUCACGUUUGAGCUCAAGUAAGUUGAACCGCACCAGAAUUCUCUUGCAAGCGGACCUAGCAAACGCACCAGAGUUCGCUUUUAAAAAGAUGAAGGUGUCGCGGCAUUGUUGAUAAAGACGGAACCGAGGGCUUAUGAUGCUAAUUUAUGGUCAACAAAACACCAAAGAACAGCCGAGCAACUGAGAAAUAUGAUGAACAAAUUCAAAUGAAUUAAAUCUGACAUUGAAAACAUGACUUGUAGGGGAAAAGAGGGCUGCAGUGGGUUUAUAUAACUCACACACGUAACUUGGGUUAUGGUUCGAGAGUUCCGGUCGGACGGGUUUGAAGGGAACUCAUUACCGUUGUUGUGCACAGACUAGAGAAAUGCACGGUUCUAGAGUACUCCUCCAUCCUUAUUGUAAGUUGCUGAAUGUCAUUAAAACAGUUAGUUCCCUCUUUUGACACUCCUCCUUACGCACUACAUUGGUGACCCCGACGUGAUUAAUUAAACCCGUCCGACCGGAACUCUCUAACUAUAUCUCAAGUUCCGUGGGUGAAUUAUGUAAACCCACUACAGGGCGGUCUUAUAUUGCGUGUCGUCUUAUAUUGUGGUCAAUACGGUAUACGCAUGAUUGUGUUGAUGAUCAUAAGUGUGUGUACAUAUGUAUGUGUGUGUGUGUUGUUGAUUUAGAAUCCAGUGAAAGCCAAAGUCCGUCACACAAGGCAUGAAAUGGACCAGAAAGGACCAGUUAUUUGCAAACACAUUGAGGUUGUUGUUUUUUCGCAACGUGAUUGAUUUCAAUGACGUACCAACAAUGUGUGUACUUGAACUACACGAUGUACUGUUUUGUUUUUGUUGAUUCAUGAUACUGCCUGCUUGGGCAAAAUAUGUGGCACCCCUAUGGGUUGUGGUCAAAAGGCUCUGUACGACAUGCUAGCAUACAUGUAAUACAGAUGUCAUCAAAGUUGUAUCAUUAUUUGACAAAUACACAACGACUUACGGACAAUUAGUUGCUAUGUAAGUAUUGAUGCAGCCAUGUAUUUCAACUAUUUGUGUUCUAAUUUUACUCACAUGUGCCUGUCAGUUCCCAAAUGUUGUGGUGAUUCGACUUAAUACCCAUAAGUUACAGUUUGUGUUUUGUUGAGCUGUGUGAGAAAUGUCAAGUCUAUCCAACUUACGGGGGUUUAAUUAUUGCCAUAUGGUGUAUUUGUCAGAAAAAUGUUAGUACAAAUAACACAAUAUUUUAACUCAUUUUCAAUCAUUUAUGCACAGCGGUUCAGAAGUGGAAGAGUUACAUUAUGGUGUGGUAUGACUACAUGCUCAAAUUGUGAAAAGAAGUACCGGUAGGUGGUAUUUUUGCCAAACUAAAGGGUUCCUGAUGAUGUCCAUCAAUGAAACAAUCGUGAUACACACAUACUGUCGAGUUCGCUGCAUGUUUAUCCAUCAGUGACUUCAUGCCAAUCAAAAUGUGACUGGAAAUAAGAGUGGUGCUGAUGUGACAGAAAAAACACAAUGGAGGCACUGAAUUACAACGGGCGGCUUUGUGCAGCCUGAUAAGGUGUGUGUGUGUGUGUGUGUGUGUGUGUGUGUGUGUGUGUGUGUGUGUGUGUGUGUGUGUGUGUGUGUGUGUGUGUGUGUGUGUGUGUGUGUGCGUCAGUCAGUAAGGCAAAAGAACCAUAUUUUUAGCCUUCUUUCCUGUUGCUUAGCGACCAGUCGAUGUCUUCUUGCCUGUUGCUGGCGUGUGCGCGAGUGAUGAGGACUCACCGCGUUGACGCGUGUCACAUUGAACUGACAAGUGGAAUGCCACAAGCAGUGAAUGUAACACUUCAACAAGUGCUCAUUGAUCAAUUAUGUCUCCUUUUUAUCGUCACCUUGACAUCAAGCCAGUGGUAGGAAUGCAUAAAAGAAAGGCCUUUUAUUGUGAAAAGCAGAUCAGAGGGCAGAUGACUCUUCUACAUGCAUGAUAUAUAAAGUACAUUAUGUGUAUAUAUUAUUUACACAACCUAAUUAAUUUCAUAUAUGUUUUUGUGUUGGAAUUUAACACCAUCAGGCCAAGUAAGAAGCGUUAAUGAAGUAACAACAUAUAUUUAAAAAAAACAUUUGUUAUUUUCUGAUUUAUGUGGAAUUUAUUUAAUUUGUGGACUAAUCAAGCUUGUGCAAAAUUCUGAAUUUGAAUUGCAGUUGCAACAGGAAUCAGAAUUUACAUUUUCGUGAAAAUUUAAUUAAAAAUUUUGGGAGUCCCAGAAUCAGGCUUUACUGUAGAUUUCCCACAUGACUGUUUUACGUAUUUCACAGAAAUAUUAGUACAAAGCUCGUGUGCAGAUUUUAUCUUAAUUACAGCAAAUGUUUUUCAUGGACAAUUAAGAAUAAAAGCUCCUUCUAUAAAACAAAUAAUUGAAUUUGAUUUAAUACAAAUACGGCUGUGAUAUGAUUCAAAUAUUUAAUAAUUGCAUGUUGCCCAUACUCAGCUCAUAAAUAUGGCAAAUAGAAUUUUUUUUUUAAAUUUAAUUAGGCCAAAACAAAACCAACAUGAAACUAGGUAAUGUGUUUAAUUUAAAUGUUUUUAAUUUUUAAACAGACGCAAUACAUUUUCCACCUGGUCCAGUCCUAUAUAUAUAUAUAUAUAUAUACACAGUAUAUAUAUAUAUAUAUAUAUACUGUAUAUGUA